AUGACGAGCGCGUACUUACCCCGCUUGGUGUUGGCCGCUGCAAUCGUUGUAGUGCAUGCGUCAGCCCUUGGUACCUACCCUGGUGUAUCUAUGCCUGACACAGCUGAGCUCGUAGAAUCCGCCCUGGCGCCGUUUAUGGCGUUUGAUGGAGGGAAACUGUACACGUCUCAUCGCCGCCAAGACCAUUCAGCUGUCUGCGGGGCCGUAUCUGCAACAGAUUCACGGUUGAUGUUUCCAGUCACACUUAACGAUCUCGACAGGCUCCACGGAAGGUUGUUCGUCCAGGAUUCUGAGCAGAACACCACUGAGCGUCAGUCCGAAUUGGAUAUGGUGGAAGGAUGCUACGUCCGUUCCGAUGGAGACAACAUGCCGUGUGUGGUGUCAUUAGAGUCUGAUCCAGUCGAUUGCGGAAUGAAUAUCAAGGAUUCCACCGCCUAUUGGGCAUACCGCAGAAGUGCACCAGUGUCUUCAGCCUCCGCUGAGGCGCUUGACGGUGGUGCUGACUCGCUUGUGGAAAAUAUCCUUCGGGUUAGUGAACAGCGUGAGAGGCUGCGUCGGUCAAUCAAGCGAACACAAGAUUCUGCUGCUGCUGGAAAGAUGCUGUGGAGUAUUGUUUCGCGUGGCUGGGCUAAAAAUGCCUUGGCGCAAGAUCAGCAGGCCUUUGCAGAGGCCAUGAGCGCAAGGGGUGCAGCAAUUUUAAGGGGAUCGUACGCGGACGUCAUGGAGAAAUGGGAUAUUGUGAAGCAGUGGAUGAAAGUAUCGGUGGGUGAAACCGACGUGGACGCGCCUGUGUUCACCACCAAGGACGGAUCACUUCUCAAUCCAGAUGUGUACUGCAAUCCCACUAUAUACUUAGACGAUUGGCUGGCAUUUUUCGACCAAGAAAACUACGGAUAUAUCAUUGCUUCCGGCGUUGAUCAGGAGGUUCAGGCAUUUUUGACAGGGUAUAAGAUCUUCGAAAAUAAGACACGCUGGAACGUCAGUCGUAUUGGUCGUCUGCCGUGUGUGGCGGUGUCGUACUUGGUGGCAAUGAUGCUGCUCGAGGACUUUCCAGUCCGACUUGCGUACUGGGACAUGGUGAACGAAACGGGAGCCAAGGACGCCAUAUGGCCGCUGCGACGCUUUGAAAUGCUGGGUGACGCCAAUGGGACGCUUGUACAGAACCGUAAAAACCUUGCCCAAUACUUCGAUAUGAUGUUGAGCUUUAUCACCAAGGUGGACUUUGUAAAUGAAGUUUUCAACGGGAGCAGUGCGAUGGCUGCCUGUGUGGCGCAGGCUAUCCUGCGCGCUCCUGGCACAGAUGGCGCACCACCCCCGAGCUCUAUUUAUCAAUGCAUUUCAGCCUUGCGUGGGUCUACGGGAAAUGGCACUCGUGUCAGCGGUGUUCCAAAAACCAACAGUGAUGUGCUUGGUCUUGAAAAGGACGAUGACUUGACGAAGAUUUCCUGUCCGUGGGGAUACGUUCGCCCAAGUGGGAACUCGUGGAACACUCUGGAAGACUGUGUUAUGUGUCCCCCUGGCUCGUUUGACGAUGGGGAUGGCGGCUGCCGCUGCAGUUCCAGAUCCUUCCCCGGCAUCAAUGGCUGCUUGGCGAAGGAAGGCGGCAUGGCACCUUCACCCUCUUGGGAGUGGCUAGUGGAUCCGUCAGAGGUUCUUUUUGCCAGCGGUGACGCAAAGCCGUUUCUCGUCGUAUCGCAAGGGACUGGUGCAAGCGAAGGGGACAAAGUGGUAGUCAAGAUUCGCUGCACGGAGGGUUUGACGCGCUUUGAAGUAUCGAUGCCGCUAACAGGCAGCAGCAUGCCCAAGUCGGAGCGAUUUGACAUUCCUCUGCAGCGUGUUGUCACUAUAAUGUCAUUGACAAACAUCUCAGUAAGUCUCAGAUCAUCAGCAGCAUUCGGUGGCGAGCAGUGUGAGUUCACCGUAGUGACAAAUAAUCCAAAGUACCAAGUCUUGCAGGCGGUUCGCGCAGGCACAGUUGUUAUCAUGCCCUCUGUGGCGAACCUUCCUGUCGUUGGUCACAGUCAUGUUGAAUCCUCAGCGUCAUCGAUGUCCGAGGCUGGUCUCCCGUUGUGUAACAGCGUUCCAAGGGCCGAGCCCGGAGUCGUCAUGGUGGCUGUUUGUGUCACGACUAAAGAAGAGUUGUUUCUCCUCGUGGACGCCAAGGGGUAUGCGCCACUCACUACAGAAAUGUUCCGCAUUUUCAAGCAGGCUCUUUGGAUGGAUGGGACACGAGCCACGGCCCUUGGCAAGGCGCUGCAGCUUCUGGGGGAGCGAACUCAUCUUGCUGUUCGGGUGAUGGUGAAGCGAGGGAGUACGAUGCAGUCUGCAUUGAAGUUCUUUGACGGUUCGUUUUCCCUCGCAAAAGAUGUCUAUAAGCUCUUCUUGGUCCCCGGCAGUCUCUCGCAAUUGACUGUGGGACUCCAAGUUGUUGACCGUUGUGCUACCGCUGAUUGGACGCAUGAAAUCGACUGCGCGAAGGCGAAGCUUUUCUUUGCACCAGGUCCGGUAUCGACGCGGGUGUUCAAGCUGGCGGGUGGAAAUGACACGGAGGAUCCGGUGGACUCCAGUGAUAAUCAUUCACCCGUGCCCGCUUCAGAAUGGUGGCGGGGUCUGCUUAUUGCGCUGGGCGUCGUUGACGGAGUGCUUGUCACAACAGUAGGAGUGCUGCUGGCCACCUAUUUGCGGCGUACUCUGAAGUUGUCGGAGUGCAGUGCGCGGAGAAGUCUUGCACGUCCCAACGCCGCAGCACUUUCGUCGCCGGCCGUGAUUUCCGGCGAAAGUUCUGCACCUUUCUGA
Trypanosoma grayi is the source of this 2796-nucleotide messenger RNA. RefSeq lists its product as hypothetical. Lineage: Eukaryota; Euglenozoa; Kinetoplastea; Trypanosomatida; Trypanosomatidae. The coding region runs from base 1 to 2796 and encodes 931 amino acids. The record is from RefSeq and is a predicted model, not a curated record. The transcript has a single exon.